Messenger RNA from Limulus polyphemus (Atlantic horseshoe crab), 954 nucleotides. RefSeq names its product A disintegrin and metalloproteinase with thrombospondin motifs 18-like. Gene Ontology annotation, molecular function: metallopeptidase activity. The transcript has 5 exons. NCBI's taxonomy places the organism in Eukaryota, Metazoa, Arthropoda, Merostomata, Xiphosura, Limulidae. The coding region runs from base 1 to 954 and encodes 317 amino acids. The record is from RefSeq and is a predicted model, not a curated record.
AUGUGGAAGCUGUUGUUUUUCUUGCAAUGCUUGUAUGUAACUGGGGAUUGCUUAACAAAGGUGCUGGCUUUAGAAGACUACCUGUCUUCACAGCAAAAAGAAAACAGCGAAAAAUCGACAGAUCCAUUACCAGAUUAUGAAAUAGUUGUUCCUGAACAAGUUGAUGGCGAAGGAAAUUUCUUAACUCAUCAACUCAAUCCUUUUGAGGUUUAUGAUCUUGAUUUAACAAGAACAAAGCGACAAGUAACAGACAAUGGCACUUCCAAGGUAUUCUAUUCUAUCACAGGAUUUGGUCAACAACUUCACCUAGAAGUCGUUCCUUCAACUGUGUUUUUAGGUCCUGGUUUCAAAGUUUACAAACUCAAUAGUAACAAGCAACAUAAGCUGUCUACAGAAACCCCAAGUGAUGAAGUUCGAAACUGUUUGUAUUCAGGACGAGUAAAGCAACAAGAAGAAUCAUCAACAAUAGCUUUGAAUGUCUGUAAUGGACUGCGAGGUUUAAUCCAGACAAGAGAUGGGAACUUCCUAAUCGAGCCCCUACAAGAGAAGAACGUCCAUUUUAAUCGUAACACAUCAUAUAGAAGUAGAGGCAUGGUUCACAAACUAUCCAAGAGGUCCGUCAGUGACAAUCUGGGUUCUAUUGCACCUAUUGCUCACACGAAACCCCAAACCUACUAUUGUGGACGAAAGAAAGAAUAUAUGCCAAGAAAACCAAGAAAAAGAAAUCAUUGGUUGCCUAAAGAGUUUCCCUUACGAACACGACGUAAAAGGGAGCUGCAAGCUAACAAAACAAACAACCACGACGAAAAUCGUCACCGGUAUCUAGAGACAUUGGUUGUAGUGGAUCAGGAAAUGAUAAAAAAACAUGGUGCCGACAGUAUAACGGCUUACGUAUUAACAGUUUUCAACAUGGUAGGUUAUACUGACAGCAUAUCAAGACACGGAAACCUGUGA